UACAGCCCCCACAAUGCAUUGCGUUUGCAACAUGGAGUCUUACAUAGCUGCAUGACUUCUGUCAACAAAACUAAGACAGCAGCUGAAGGUAGAGAGGAGAGAGUAUAGCGGUGCGCUCAUAACAUAUCAUAUGUAACAUAUAGAGGGACAGGAGGAUGGAAGGGUUGCUCACAUUGAUAUUAAAACGAGUCCACAGAGCAGCAGUAGCUCACCUCCUCCUCCAGCAGCGGCUCAGCGGCCUGUCUCCUCUCCGGGAUCAGCCUCUCAUCGUCGGCUCCAGCCGGGAGCUCGAGAAGAGACUCGGCUCCCAGGUGGAGGUGAAGACGGCCUUCAUCACCGAGGAGGAGGAGGAGGCUUUCCUGCUGGAGCUGGAGCCAGGCCUGAAGAAGAAACGCUACGAGUACGACCACUGGGACGAUGCUAUUCACGGGUACCGAGAGACUGAGCGCGCGAGGUGGGGGCCGGCGUGUGAGGAGGUCUUGAAUCGUGUCCGGUCUGUAGCGUUCCCUGAAGGUAGUCCACUCCUCGGGCCUGUGCACAUUCUAGAUCUGGACAAGACCGGCUACAUCAAGCCUCACAUUGACAGCGUCAAGUUCUGUGGUUGCACCAUUGCUGGGUUGAGUCUCCUGUCAGACAGCAUCAUGCGCUUGGUGAAGGAGGAUGCUGCCGACGAAUGGCUGGACCUGCUGCUGCCCCGACGCUCCCUCUACAUACUGAGGGAUCAGGCCAGAUUUAACUUCACGCACCAGAUCCUGAAAGACGAGGAGUCGGUGUUCGGUGGACAGAGAGUGGCUCGGCUGCGUCGCAUCUCCGUCAUCUGUCGGAACCUUCCGGGCUAACGCUCAUGGAACAUGGACCUGGAUUUAGAGGAUUAUGUCAACGAUAUUAAAGCAGAUAUUAAGCCAGAUAACCAAGCUGUUUGGUUGAUAUACUGUUGUUAUACACAUCUAUGGAGAAGUGUCCAGGACAUUUAUGCAGUUGAGACUCUCCAUAUUGUUCUAUAGAGAAAUAUUGUAAGAGUAUUAAAAUGAACCAGCAUACUGGCUGUGAUGUGAUUACACUGUGUUCACAUUUUCAGGGAUCAUAAUCAACUGAUUAUUAUCAGACUCACGAGCUCACAAGUUUCAUUUGAAGGCACCAACUUCCACACAACCUUCCACAACGACGACGCCGUCUCGGCUGUAGUUUGAACAUCAUUUCAGUAACCACUCACUGCUGCAAAGGAUGUCAGCUUUAAAUGUAUAAAACAUUAUACAUCUAUAUGUUUGUUGUGAAGUGGAUAUUGUGGUAUUAAAGGUUUACGUGCAUGUAAUCUGAAUUCUAUCCCAUGCGCUGCAGUGUUAUAAAUACUUACAGCUGUUUCUUAAAGAUUACAUGUAAACCUUUAAUACCUUUAAUAUCCACCACAGUUUGAUUCUAAAUCCUGUUUUUAUGUAUUACCAUCACUUUGGUGUGUUCUUCUACUUCUGUAUAAUACAGAGACUCUUGGGAAUAAUUUCCAAAUAAAAUUAAAGUGAACUUGGA
This is a messenger RNA of Sebastes umbrosus (honeycomb rockfish), 1524 nucleotides long. RefSeq names its product alkB homolog 7 (gene alkbh7). Lineage: Eukaryota; Metazoa; Chordata; Actinopteri; Perciformes; Sebastidae. Gene Ontology annotation, biological process: DNA damage response; fatty acid metabolic process. The coding region runs from base 156 to 839 and encodes 227 amino acids. The transcript is spliced from 4 exons. The record is from RefSeq and is a predicted model, not a curated record. Gene Ontology annotation, cellular component: mitochondrial matrix.